This is a messenger RNA of Manis javanica (Malayan pangolin), 2849 nucleotides long. It is a transcript of the gene FADS1, whose product is annotated as fatty acid desaturase 1. Gene Ontology annotation, biological process: lipid metabolic process. Lineage: Eukaryota; Metazoa; Chordata; Mammalia; Pholidota; Manidae. Gene Ontology annotation, cellular component: membrane. Gene Ontology annotation, molecular function: oxidoreductase activity, acting on paired donors, with oxidation of a pair of donors resulting in the reduction of molecular oxygen to two molecules of water. The record is from RefSeq and is a predicted model, not a curated record.
GCGAGGCUAGGCAGUCCGCGCCGCGGGUGCUGAAAACCCGGCGCGCGGGUGAUGGUCUCCAGGCGCGCGCUAGCGGGCCGGCUCACCUAGUACGUGUGGCUGGCGCGCGCUACGGCUCGGGCCCGGAACGCGCGCCUGACAGCCUGCGCCGGCUCGCGCGCUUUGUCGCGGGGCCGCGAUGGUCCCCAAGACCCCAGCCCCGCGACCGACCUCGCGCUACUUCUCCUGGGACGAGGUGGCGCAGCGCUCCGGGCGCGAGAAGGAGCGGUGGCUCGUGAUCGACCGGAAGGUGUACAACAUCAGCGAGUUCACCCGCCGGCACCCUGGGGGCUCCCGGGUCAUCAGCCACUACGCGGGGCAGGAUGCUACGGAUCCCUUUGUGGCAUUCCACAUCAACAAGGGCCUUGUGAGGAAGUACAUGAAUUCGCUUCUGAUUGGAGAACUAUCUCCAGAGGAGCCCAGCUUUGAACCCACUAAGAAUAAAGAGCUGACUGAUGAGUUCCGGGAGCUGCGGGCCACAGUGGAGCAGAUGGGACUCAUGAAGGCCAACCCCAUCUUCUUCCUGCUCUACCUGCUGCAUAUCCUGCUGCUGGAUGUCGCUGCCUGGCUCACUCUGCGGGUCUUUGGGACAUCCUUUGUGCCCUUCCUCCUCUGUGCAGUAAUGCUCACCACAGUUCAGGCCCAGGCUGGCUGGCUGCAGCAUGACUUUGGGCACCUGUCCGUCUUUGGCACCUCUACGUGGAACCACUUGCUACAUCAUUUCGUGAUUGGCCACCUAAAGGGGGCCCCUGCCAGUUGGUGGAACCACAUGCACUUCCAGCACCAUGCCAAACCCAACUGUUUCCGCAAGGACCCAGACAUCAACAUGCAUCCCUUCUUCUUUGCCUUGGGGAAGAUCCUCUCUGUGGAGCUUGGGAAACAGAAGAAAAAGUAUAUGCCGUACAACCACCAGCAUAAAUACUUCUUCCUGAUUGGGCCCCCAGCCUUGCUGCCUCUCUACUUCCAAUGGUAUAUUUUCUAUUUUGUUAUCCAGCGGAAGAAGUGGGUGGACUUGGCCUGGAUGAUCACCUUCUAUGCCCGCAUCUUCCUCACUUACGUGCCACUGUUGGGACUGAAAGGCUUACUGGGCCUGUUCUUCAUGGUCAGGUUCCUGGAAAGCAACUGGUUUGUGUGGGUGACACAGAUGAACCAUAUCCCCAUGCACAUUGAUCAUGACCGGAACGUGGACUGGGUCUCCACCCAGCUCCAGGCAACAUGCAAUGUCCACAAGUCUGCCUUCAAUGACUGGUUCAGUGGACAUCUCAACUUCCAGAUUGAGCACCAUCUUUUCCCUACUAUGCCUCGACACAAUUACUACAAAGUGGCUCCCUUGGUGCAGUCCCUGUGUGCUAAGCAUGGCAUAGAGUACCAGUCCAAGCCCCUGCUCUCAGCCUUUGCUGACAUUGUCCACUCACUGAAGGAGUCCGGGCAGCUCUGGCUAGAUGCCUAUCUUCACCAAUAACAACAGCCCUGUCUGGAAGAAGAGCUUCUGGAGCCAAAGCAGAGGGGAGCUGGAGGGACAAUGCCACUAAAUGCUAAUAUUCAGAGGGGGUGGGUUUGAGGAGAUAAAGGGGAGGGAUCAGAGUGAGAACCUUUAUCUCUAGGCACAGACCUAGGACUUGGAGAGGGGUAGGGAACAUCCCUUGAAGAGAGGGAUGGAGCUUUUUUUUGGACCAGGAAGUUGAGUUCCAUUGUUUCUUUUUUCUAGUUUGGCAGAUAUAAAUGGUUGGUGAGCAAAGAGAAAGUCAGAAGGGUUAGAAAAACAGGGAGGACCUACCCAGCCUGGAAAUCAGGAAGACAUUUAGCACCAAAAUUCCACCCAGGAAAAGAAGGGGUGAGCUCAUCUCACUGGUUUACUUCUCAGUACCUUUUCCUCCCUCACUUGCAGACCUCAGAAGUUCACAGGCUGAAGGGAGACAGAGCAUCCAAACCUUUUGAGCAAGAUUUAGAAAGGAAGCAUUAGCGCUUAGAAUUCCGAGGCCUGGCAUAACACAGUGCUUAGAGGAAGCUCGGAUCACUCUAGGGCUUGGCGUGACCUAUGUCUGCCUCAGGAUCCUGGAGAAGCCGUUGUCCACUUUGAGAAGCAGGCAGGGCCAAGGCCACAACUGUUACUGGAGGCAGACAUCUGACCUUGAAGGAUCCUGGCCCUACUGAUUUUGGUCUCAUGUCCCAGCCAGGGUAUAUCUCUUGGGAGCAUUAGGUUUUAGGUCUUGCCAAAACAGCAGAGAAGGUUGCUGGCCAUUAAAAAUCCCUUUAGCUUUUGAUUCACCUUUUCUAAACACCACCCAAGGAAAAGAACACUCCUAGGACAGUGAGUCCACUUCUUUCAAGUGAGCAGAUAGGGUAACUAGUCUUCUUCGUGGAAACAUGGGGCUCCCAAUGGUUUUCCUUUGCUUUCCUACCUGUAAUUCCAAGUUCAACAAAAUAGCAGUCAAUAAACACAGUGGUUAAGUUGGGAGAUACUGAAUUACCAGUCAUGAGAAAACACAAGUGUCUAUCAUAAACAGCCUAAGGGCUGUAAGAAAUGUAUAGCCUAAAUAUGUUACAAUACUUUGGUGUAGGAGCAGUGGAUUAAAUACAAUCGUGUCAUAGUUCUAAACCAGUAAUAGGGAGAUAGAACCACAGAAGUUGUGAUGCCAUUGCUGUCGUUAGGCAUCUCACUGUCAAUUCUGUUCAAGUACCUUUCUCUGGUGGCAACCGGGUAGGAAUUUAGGGUAAUCUCUUAAAAAGCUUAUCAGUUCAAUGCUGAAAUACAACUUUUAAAUCUGGUUUUUAAAGAAAAAAAAAAACAAGUUUAACCCACCUCUGUA